Phlebotomus papatasi is the source of this 567-nucleotide messenger RNA. RefSeq names its product mitochondrial intermembrane space import and assembly protein 40-B. The coding region runs from base 1 to 465 and encodes 154 amino acids. Gene Ontology annotation, cellular component: mitochondrial intermembrane space. The record is from RefSeq and is a predicted model, not a curated record. Gene Ontology annotation, molecular function: protein-disulfide reductase activity. The transcript is spliced from 2 exons. Gene Ontology annotation, biological process: protein import into mitochondrial intermembrane space. Lineage: Eukaryota; Metazoa; Arthropoda; Insecta; Diptera; Psychodidae.
AUGUCGUACUGCAAGCAGUUCAAUGGGGGAAAGGACAAAGUGAUAUUUGCUUCGAAAGAAGAUCUCGCCGGACCGAGUAAAAUCCAACUACCUGAGUCAGAUCCUGCUCCUGGAUUGAUCCUUCCGAAUGGAGAUAUCAAUUGGAACUGUCCGUGUUUGGGAGGAAUGGCCACAGGACCGUGUGGAGUGGAGUUCCGGGAAGCUUUCUCUUGCUUCCAUUACAGUGAAGUGGAACCCAAAGGAUCGGAUUGCUACGAGGCCUUUUCGCAGAUGCAGUCCUGCUUCUCAAAGUAUCCGACAGUUUACAACAAGAACGGAGAGAAUGACGAUGAUGAGAUGGAUGUAGAACGAGAGGCUCAAAUGAAGGUUGAUGAAUUGCUAGAGGGCACAAAGGAUGACAAAGACUCAGCUGAAUUGGCUCCGGCGGAUGGAGGAGCCAGUCAAGUGGAUGAGAGGAAAAAGUGAUUUUGUGCAAAAAAAGACUCCAUGUAGAUCGAAUGACUAUCUCAAGUUCUCUUCUAUCGAGAUAUUCAUGGAAUUCCUUUAAUAAAUGUAGUAAAUAAUGAA